GGAGAAGAUAAUAAUAAAUUAAGCAUAUGAUUCAUGGAACGUGAGAAUUAAGAGUGUAACUUUUGUCUUAUAUCCUUUGACUUCAUGUCCUAGUCUGAAAUGGUGAAAUUGGCAACUGAAAACAACACCAGCUGAGGUGAAAAUUAUGGUUAUGAAGUGAAGUGUAGUACCCAUGUGUGAAAUUUCAAACUUGGAAAGGAAAGGGAGAGAGAAAAGGUGAAAAAUAUAGUGGAGGGAAGAUGGAAAUUAUUGAUUUUAUUUGUCCUCUUGAGUCUUUUCUUGCCAAAAACAGUGAAAACUCAUGAAAGUGUUGGACAUUUCAGGUCAUCUUCUUCAAUCAAAGAGGACCCAUCAUUUUUUUUAAAGCUUAGUUUGCCUCUCUUCCUGCUCAUGGAUCCCAAGGGCUCAAACUCAAAGAACCCACAUGAACUACCUAGCUUUUUGACCCAACCUCCUCAAACCCUACAACAGCACCAAAACCAAAGCCAACAACAGCCACAGAAGGCAAGCAUGGGAGAGAACAAACCAGCAGAAAUAAAAGAUUUCCAGAUUGUAAUUGCAGAUAAAGAAGAUCAAAAGAAGCAGUUAGCACCAAAAAGAAGCUCAAACAAGGACAGACACACAAAGGUUGAAGGUAGAGGAAGGAGAGUAAGGAUGCCAGCUCUUUGUGCAGCAAGAAUCUUUCAAUUGACCAGAGAAUUGGGUCACAAAUCUGAUGGGGAAACAAUUCAGUGGCUGUUACAGCAAGCAGAGCCUUCCAUAAUUGCUGCAACUGGGACAGGAACAAUACCAGCCUCAGCCUUGGCAGCUACUGGUGGAUCAGUUUCACAGCAAGGAACCUCUGUAUCAGCUGGAUUGCACCAAAAAAUUGAUGAAUCAGGUGGGUCCAGCAGUAGGACCAUCUGGCCAAUGCUAUGUGGCAAUUUAUCUAGACCCCAUCAUGUGGCAACAACAGGAUUAUGGCCCCCAUUAGGUGGGUUUGGGUUCCAGACAUCAUCUACAACUGGUCCACCAACAACAAAUUUGGGGAAUGAGAGUUCUAGUUAUUUGCAAAAAAUUGAGUUUCCUGGGUUUGAAUUGCCAGGAAAUAAUAUGGGUCCUGUGAAUUUUACCUCAAUUUUGGCUGGAAGUAACCAGCAGCUACCUGGCUUGGAGCUUGGUCUGUCACAGGAUGGCCAUAUUGGGGUUUUGAACCCACAGACUUUGAGUCAGAUUUACCAGCAAAUGGGGCAGGCUAGAGUGCACCAGCAACAGCAACAGCACCAGCACCAGCAGCUGCACCAGCAGCAGAAUCUUGCUGAGGAUGAUUCUCAAGGUUCAGAACAGUAAUAGCAGUUCAGUUUAGGCAUGCUUGUUGAUUUUGGAAAGGUUUGUGUUGUAUAAUUGGUGAAAAAAUGUGAAGAGGAAAAAAAAAAUUACAAAAGGAAGUUCAAUAGGAACUGGAUUUGGUUUGGCUCUUACUCUCCCCUUCAUCACCCACAUCUCCAUAUACAGGUGGAAUUGUGCACAGCCAAAUAAUUUGGAUUUGGGAUUUUCUUAUCCAACUCAGAAAGGAGAUUGUGGUGUAGAGUUCCCUGUAUUUGAAGCAUGACAUCUUGACAUGGAGUAUCAAGUGGAAGCAAAAUUCUGGAUACCCAUUUGAUCUUUGGUAGAACUUUUGUGUGUAUGUUUGAUUUUCAGAAUUCCAUUUCAUUAUGAUUGAUGUUCCAGUGGAUAUUUCAUGGCAUAUACAUAAUAUACUUUGUCCUAAUUAUUUCUUGUGUACCAGAAUAUUUUUAUCAUAAUAAAAAAAUUUUAAAUGUUUGCUUCUC
This is a messenger RNA of Manihot esculenta (cassava), 1811 nucleotides long. Its product is annotated as transcription factor TCP20. Gene Ontology annotation, molecular function: sequence-specific DNA binding; DNA-binding transcription factor activity. The record is from RefSeq and is a predicted model, not a curated record. Gene Ontology annotation, cellular component: nucleus. The coding region runs from base 391 to 1329 and encodes 312 amino acids. The transcript is spliced from 3 exons. NCBI's taxonomy places the organism in Eukaryota, Viridiplantae, Streptophyta, Magnoliopsida, Malpighiales, Euphorbiaceae.